AUGUCAUUUUUAAAUACAGCUAUAAAUAAUUUACCUGAAACAUUAUUAGAAACGACCAAUUAUUUACAAAAUUUAUUAGACAAUGAUAAUCAAUUAUUAGAAUAUUUAAAUAAUCAAGGUAACAAUUCUCAAAAUUUAGAUACAAUUGACAAUCAAAAACAGAGUUACUAUAUACCAACUAUUGAAGAUUUUUCAGUUCAUGAUACAAAUAGAUCACGUAAUAAUUCAAUUGAUUAUUCAUCAUAUUAUGAUACUUCAACAACAACAAAUUCAUUUUGUACUCCAAGAUCAAGUUUUACAAUAAAUUCUAUUGAAUCAGAAAUUGAAAAUUUACCAUCUUGUUUGAAACCAAAUAUUUGGAAAAAUGAAAUUAUUAUUUCUAAUCCAUUUAUUGAUCAACAAUUUAUCAAACAAUAUCAACAACAAUUACCAACACCAAAAUCACUCAAUACUCAAAAUGAUAUACAAUUACAGAUUCAACAAAAAUUAAAUUUACUGAUUCAAUUAAAAGAAGAACAAAAAUUAAAACAACAACAGCAAGAACAAAUUGAAUAUUUCAAUUCAAAUUAUAUUAAUAAUGAACAACAAAGUUUAAUUAAUUUACAAAAUCAACAAUCUAACAAUUUCAGAUCUUCUCAAUAUCAACAAUUUGAUCAAUAUCCAAUUUCACCAAGUGAUUUACCAAAUUUUUAUAAUCUGCUUGUACAAUCACCACCACCACCACCACAUCAACAACAACAACCUCAACAACAACCUUAUUUAACAUUUAGAAAUUAUUGUGGUAAUAUUUUCACUGUUCCUUUUAAUUCUAGAUUUUUUAUUAUAAAAUCAUAUAAUAUAUUAGAUGUAAAUGCAAGUUUUACUCAUAACAUUUGGACAUCAACAGAAUUAGGUAACAAAAGAUUGGAUAGAGCAUUUAAAGAAUUACAAACAUCAAAUUCUCAAAUUAAAGGUAAAGUUUUUUUAUUAUUUUCAGUAAAUUCAUCAGGAAAAUUUUGUGGAAUUUCAGAAAUGAAAAGUUGUUUAGAUUAUUCAAAACAAAGUGAUAUAUGGUGUGAACAAAGUAAAUAUAAAGGUAUAUUUCCUGUUGAAUGGUUAUUAAUUAAAGAUGUUCCAAAUAGAUUUUUCCAACAUUUGAAAAUCCCUGCUAAUGAUUUUAAACCAGUUACUAAUUCUAGAGAUACUCAAGAAAUUCCUUUUGAUAUUGGAAUUUCAAUGUUAAAAAUUAUUAGUUCAUUUAAAAAUAAUGAUUGA
Messenger RNA from Lodderomyces jiufengensis, 1254 nucleotides. Its product is annotated as mRNA-binding phosphate metabolism regulator. Gene Ontology annotation, molecular function: mRNA binding; N6-methyladenosine-containing RNA reader activity. The record is from RefSeq and is a predicted model, not a curated record. NCBI's taxonomy places the organism in Eukaryota, Fungi, Ascomycota, Pichiomycetes, Serinales, Debaryomycetaceae. Gene Ontology annotation, cellular component: cytoplasm. Gene Ontology annotation, biological process: mRNA destabilization. Bases 1 to 1254 code for a protein of 417 amino acids. The transcript has a single exon.